AUGAUCACCAUGGACAUUUCCUUUGAUCCCUUCAACUUUGGUGCCACGACGUUGGCCCUCAUCAUCGCGGCGAUUGAGCUAUACUGGGCUCGCCCUCGCCGUGCUCAUCAAGACAAAUGCAACAAGCUUGAUGAUCAAGACCGCAACUACUAUCAUGUCCAAUUUUGUCUCGAGUUUCAUCAUUCCGACCACGGGAAGACAGAACCAGAAACUAUCAGUCAUACCAGAUCCUACGAGCUCUCCCAGCUGUUGGCAUAUCGCGUCAUCGCCCCCGACCGACAUAUCGUACCCGUUUCUGUUUGA
This is a messenger RNA of Aureobasidium namibiae CBS 147.97, 303 nucleotides long. RefSeq lists its product as uncharacterized. The transcript is spliced from 3 exons. Lineage: Eukaryota; Fungi; Ascomycota; Dothideomycetes; Dothideales; Saccotheciaceae. The record is from RefSeq and is a predicted model, not a curated record. The coding region runs from base 1 to 303 and encodes 100 amino acids.